This is a messenger RNA of Temnothorax curvispinosus, 1231 nucleotides long. RefSeq names its product lipase 3-like. The transcript has 6 exons. The record is from RefSeq and is a predicted model, not a curated record. NCBI's taxonomy places the organism in Eukaryota, Metazoa, Arthropoda, Insecta, Hymenoptera, Formicidae. Bases 32 to 1024 code for a protein of 330 amino acids.
AAAAAAAGCAAUUACGUUUUUAUCCGAAAGUAUGACUAUUAAAAUGAUAAGAGAAGAUAAUUAUGCAUUAUUAUUUUGUGUUAUAGCAUUUUUAUUAGCUGAUCAAGGAUAUGAUGUAUGGGUUGGAAAUAUCAGGGGAAAUUCUUAUUGCAGAUCACAUGUAAAACUGUCUCCACGAAAUAGAGACUUUUGGCAAUUUAGCUAUCACGAGAUAGGAACUAGAGAUCUACCAUCUAUGAUCGAUUACGUACUCAGUCACACAAAACAAAAGACUUUACGCUACGUCGGUCAUUCGAUGGGAACUACCGUAUUAUUUGUUUUACUAUCUAUGAAACCCGAAUACAAUGCAAAAAUAAAAUUAGGUAUUCUUCUUGCUCCGGUAGCCUAUUGGAAAGAAUUAUCUCCCGCAAUGGAACAUAUUCGUCCUAAAAUACCAAAGUUUAAGGAAUUUCUCGAUUUCAACGAAAUAUAUGAAUUAGGUUCCUUAUCAUCAACAACCAUCACGAUUGGAAGAACACUGUGCAGAGAUGGAGCAAUUACCCAACCUAUCUGCAUUGCAAUAUUAUUUCUCUUCUCCGGAUCCGGUCCAGCACAACUUAACACUACAGUAUUACCGGAAAUAUUAUCGUAUUAUCCGAGCGGCGCUUCCGUGAACACGGCAUAUCAUCUUUACCAAAAUAUAAUUACACAGAAAUUUCAAACCUUUGAUUAUGGAUACUUCGGUAAUUACAAGCACUACGGGCAACCAACACCCCUACCGUAUAAUCUUGAAAAAGUUACUGCGCCCUUGGCUUUAUUUUACGGCGCUAAUGAUUUACUUGCUUUAAAAACGAAUGUCCUCGAGACAUAUAAGCAUCUGCAGCCGAACGUUAUUCUGCUGGAGGAAAAUCCGUAUAAAAUGUUGACUCAUUUCGAUUUCCUAUGGGCCAUUGAUGCAAAAGCUCUUGUAUUCGACCGUAUAAUACAAGUAUUUCAGGACUUUGAUAUGUGGCGGGCAUGGACAAACGAUGAAUUAUAUAUCUGAUACUUUCUUGUUAAAAAAAUUUAUUUACUUUCAGAUUAAGUAUAAAGAUACCUAUCUCGAUAGAAAAACUAAUAAUAUUAAAUUACUGGCCAGAAAAUGCUACAAAUUAAUUUUUUUCAACAUAAUUCAACAUAAUAACUACUCUUACUUUAUUAUGUAAAAUUCUAACAUGUAUAUAUCGACUGAAUAUAUUAUUAUUACUAAUAA